ACCUGUUCAGGUGGACCAGGACGACUCGUUAGAAGAACCAUCAUGGCACUCCAAUGGGUGAAGCCGUGGAUCGCUCUCUUCUUCGGACUAUCUGCUGCACAUUCUGAGACUGUUAUGAUUCCAGAUAUGACUUCCAUUGGGAGUCGAUAUGAUUCCAAACUGCAAAUCGUAUCAGCAGGAGUGAGUCCCACUCAUAACGGGCAGGUCUGCAGCACAUGGGGUAACUACCACUACAAAACCUACGAUGGAGACUUCUUCCAGCUGCCCUACACCUGUAACUACGUGCUGUCGUCGUUGUGUAAGAGCAGCAGCGGCUACGAGGCCUUUAACAUUCAGUUGCAGCGCGGGGAGGUAGAUGGGCUGCCCACCAUCACCAAGGUUUCUUUGAAGCUGGAUGGAACCUUCGUGGAGCUGGCCAACGGUAACGUCAGCGUCAACGGAUUACAGGUCACCAUACCGUUUGGUCAGUUUAACGUCUUCAUUGAGAGGACCGUUUCCUAUGUGAAGAUCACAGCCAAGCUGGGGUUAGUCGUCAUGUGGAAUGAAGAUGACUCCUUCUGGGUGGAGCUGGACUCAAAGUUCCAGAAUCAGACUUGUGGGCUGUGUGGAGACUUCAACGGAGUCCAGAUGUACGACGAGUUCAUUAGGAAUGGUGAUUAUCUGAAGACAAUCGACUAUGGAGAUAUUUGGAAGAUGAAUGGCCCAACAGAGAGCUGUACAGAAAUCCCUGCUCACACUGAGCAGUGUGAAGACCAGACCAAACUUUGUGAGCAGCUUCUCACCAGUCUUGCCUUCAGUAGCUGUAAGGACCUGAUUGCCACAGACUCCUUCAUCAAGGCCUGUGCAGAAGACAUGUGUCACUGUGGCAACAGCAGCAGCAGUGCCAGCUGCGCCUGCCCCACCAUGUCAGAGUACUCCCGCCAGUGUGCUCACGCAGGGGGGAAACCCCAAGAGUGGAAGACCGACCACUUCUGCUUGAAGACGUGUCCUCUAAGCAUGCAGUACCAGGAGUGUGGUAGUCCCUGCACUGAUACCUGCUCCAACCCAGAGAGGAACCAGCAUUGUGAGGAACACUGCACCGACGGAUGCUUCUGCCCUGCUGGAACCGUAUUUGAUGACAUCACUCAGACUGGCUGUGUAGCUGUGAACCAAUGCUCUUGUCUCCACAACGGACAAUCUUACCAGCCUGGACAAUCAUUCUCAAGAACAUGCCAUAAAUGUACCUGUAUCCAAGGCCAGUGGAGUUGUAUGGACCUAGAUUGCCCAGCUACCUGCUCCAUAGUGGGAGGUUCCCACAUCACCACCUACGAUGGGAAAGCCUACACCUUCCAUGGAGACUGCUCAUAUGUCCUGUCCAAGCAAACCAACGAGACUGCUUUCACAGUCCUGGGUGACAUAGUGAAAUGUGGGAAGACGGACAGUGAGACCUGCCUAAGAUCUGUAACCCUGGUGACUCCAGAGUCCAUGAUGAUCGUCAUCGAGGCCAGUGGAAGGGUCUUUGUCAAUAAGAUGUUUUCUCAGUUGCCGCUUUUCAUAGCGGAUGUAAGGAUCUUUCAGCCCUCUACGUUCUACAUCGUUGUGCAUACCUCUUAUGGACUCCGUCUAGAGGUGCAGCUAACACCUAUAAUGCAGGUCUACAUCGUAGCUAGCAGUUCACACAAAGACAAAACCCAGGGUCUUUGUGGAGACUUUAACAGCGUCCAAGCUGACGACUUCAGAACCAUCAAUGGACUGGUGGAAGGAACCGCUGUGACGUUCGCCAACACGUGGAAGAACAAAGCAAGCUGUCCUGAUGUGGCACAGAGCUUUGAGAUCCCAUGCAGUCUGAGUGUAGAGAACGAGAGAUAUGCCAAGCACUGGUGCUCGAUGCUGUCAGAUCGUGAAGGAAUAUUUUCCCAAUGCCACACUGAGGUCAACCCAAAUUACUACAAGGAUAUCUGCCUGUAUGACAGCUGUAACUGUGAGAGGAGUGAGGAGUGCAUGUGUGCUGCGGUCUCCUCCUACGUCCAUGCAUGUGCUGCUGCAGGCGUCCUGCUCAGUGGAUGGAGAAAAACCACCUGUGGGAAGUACUCCUCUAGCUGCCCUGACACGAUGGUCUAUGACUACACCAUGACCAGCUGUGACCGCACCUGUCGUUCACUGAGCCAGACAGACUUUACCUGCCAGUCAGACCAUGUGUCUGUGGACGGCUGUGGCUGUGCCGAGGGAACCUACCUGAACGACCAGGGAGAGUGUGUCCCUGCCUCACGCUGCUCCUGCUACCAUGGAGGUACAGUAGUACCCUCUGGAGAGGUCACCACGAUCUAUGGGGCUACUUGCUCUUGCAGACAAGGGAAAUUAAGCUGUACUGGAGAACCACUACAUCUAUCCUGUGAAGAACCAAUGGGUUUCUUCAACUGUUCUAGUGCAGGACCCGGAGCCAAGGGCUCAGAGUGCCAGAAGAGCUGUCAAACACUUGACAGUCACUGUAUCAGUGCAGAGUGUGUGUCAGGCUGUGUAUGUCCUGAUGGUCUGCUUUCUGAUGGAAACGGAGGAUGCGUCAAGGAAGACCUAUGUCCCUGUUCUCACAAUGGAGUUUACUACCAACCUGGACAUGUGCUCAAAGUAGACUGCAAUACCUGCACUUGCAAAGGCAGAAAAUGGCAGUGUACCAAUAAGCAGUGUGAUGGGAUGUGUGCCAUAUAUGGAGAUGGGCAUUUCAUCACUUUUGACGAGAAAAGGUUUACUUUCAAUGGAGAUUGUGAAUACACUCUUACUCAGGACUACUGCAGCAACAAUCCAAACGGAACCUUCAGAGUGAUCUCAGAGAACAUUCCCUGUGGAACCACUGGCACCACCUGUUCCAAGGCCAUCAAGCUCUUCUUGGGGAGCAAUGAAAUCAUACUAGCAGAUGAAUCUGUAAAAGUGAUCAAACAAGAGAAAGGGGUUGACGUGCCAUACCAGGUCCACUCUAUCGGUAUCUAUGUUGUUGUUGAGGCGGAAAACGGCCUCAUCCUCAUGUGGGAUAAGAAGAAUAGCCUGUUCAUCAAACUCAGCUCUACCUUCCAGGGCCAAGUGUGUGGUCUGUGUGGAAACUACGACGGUAAUGGAAAGAACGACUUCACGUCCAGAAACCAGGAAGUGGCUGUUGAAGCUCUGGAGUUUGGGAACAGCUGGAAAGUGUCACCCAGUUGCCCCAACGCUGAUGUCAUAAAAAACCCAUGCACUUUAAGAUCCUACAGGCAGUCGUGGUCUCAGAAACGCUGCAGCAUCAUCACCAGUCACGUGUUCUCAGCCUGCCACUCAAAGGUGGACCCCACGCCAUUCCAUGAUGCCUGUGUGAGGGACUCGUGUGCCUGUGACACUGGGGGAGACUGCGAGUGUUUCUGUACAGCUGUAGCAGCCUACGCCCAGGCCUGUAACGAGGCAGGGGCUUGUAUCAAGUGGAGAACACCAGAUAUCUGCCCUCUGUUCUGUGAUUUCUACAACCCUAUUGGUGAGUGUGAGUGGCAUUAUAAUCCGUGUGGAUACCCCUGUAUGAAGACCUGCCAGAAUCCCUCAGGAACAUGCUCCAGUCAGAUCCCUGCGCUGGAAGGUUGCUAUCCAAAAUGUCCUCCGGCCACGCCUUAUUUGGAAGAAAGUACCAUGAAGUGUGUCCGUAUCGUGGACUGUGGUUGCUACGAUGGAGAUGGAACUCAUUACAACGAGGGAGAGGUUAUACCUCCCAAGGAGAACUGUCAGAGAUGUCGUUGCUCAUCAACUGAGGCCAGUUGCAGCUAUGAUGUCCAAGCUUGCUAUUGUUUAUACGACGGCAGAACAUACCCGUAUGGAGCGACCAUAUAUCACACAUCUGACGGUGAUGGGACCUGUAUUACUGCCAUCUGCAAAGAGAACGGAACCAUUGUCCGGAUUAUGAAUCCCUGUUCCACCACCCCAACUCCAACAACUACACCAAGUGUUACAACAACACAGAUAUCCACUCAAGCACCGACCACAACAGUAUUUGUUUUCUCAACUCCUACCUCUACCCCAACAACAACCCCUACCACUACCACAACAACCACUACCCCAACAACAACCCCUACCACUACCACAACAACCAUUACCCCCACAACAACCCCUACUUCACCAACAACCAUUAUACCGACAACAACCCCUUCCACUACCCCCACAACAACCAUUACCCCCACAACAACCCCUACUUUACCAACAACCACUUCACCCACUACUACUCCACACUGCCUGACCAAGACUGUCUGUGAUUGGUCAGACUGGAUUGACAAUCACUAUCCUUCAUUUGGACCAGAAGAAGGAGAUUAUGAAACCAUAGAAAAUAUAAGGAAAUCUGGUAUUGAUAUUUGUAGCCAACCGAAGGAAGUAGAAUGCAGAGCCAAAGAAAACAGCCAUGUUCCCUUGUCCGAACUAGGUCAAAAUGUUGAAUGCAAUCCCUCAGUUGGACUGAUAUGCCACAACAAGGAUCAAGGCAUCCCACCAAUAUGCUACAACUACGAGAUCAGAGUCAGAUGUUGUGUUGAUGUAUGUAGCAAUGAGACAACUACCCCAACAACAACAACAACAACCCCAACAACAACAACAACAACUACCACCUCAGAAAGGCCCUCAACAACCAUUACACCAUCAACAACUACCCCAACAACAACAACAGAAAGUUCAACAACAACUACCCCAACAACAACUACCCCAACAACAACAUCAACAACUACCACCUCAGAAAGGCCCUCAACAACCAUUACACCAUCAACAACUACCCCAACAACAACAUCAACAACUACCCCAACAACAACAUCAACAACUACCCCAACAACAACAUCAACAACUACCCCAACAACAACAACAGAAAGUUCAACAACAACAACAACUACCCCAACAACAACAACAACAACAGAAAGUCCAACAACAACAACAACUACCCCAACAACAACAACAACAACAACAGAAAGAUCAACAACAACAACUACCCCAACAACAACAACAACAACAACAACUACCCCAACAACAACAACAGAAAGUCCAACAACAACAACUACCCCAACAACAACAACAACAACAACUACCCCAACAACAACAACUACCCCAACAGUAACAACAGAAAGAUCAACAACAACAACUACCCCAACAACAACAACAACAACAGAAAGUCCAACAACAACAACUACCCCAACAACAACAACUACCCCAACAACAACAACAACAACAGAAAGUUCAACAACAACAACUACCCCAACAACAACAACAGAAAGUUCAACAACAACAACUACCCCAACAACAACAACAGAAAGUCCAACAACAACAACUACCCCAACAACAACAACAACAACAGAAAGUUCAACAACAACAACUACCCCAACAACAACAACAACAACAGAAAGUUCAACUACAACAACUACCCCAACAACAACAACAGAAAGUCCAACAACAACAACUAUCCCAACAACAACAACAGAAAGUUCAACAACAACAACUACCCCAACAACAACAACAGAAAGUCCAACAACAACAACUACCCCAACAACAACAACAACAACAACAGAAAGUCCAACAACAACAACUAUCCCAACAACAACAACAGAAAGUUCAACAACAACAACUACCCCAACAACAACAACAACAACAGAAAGUCCAACAACAACAACUACCCCAACAACAACAACAACAACAGAAAGUCCAACAACAACAACUACCCCAACAACAACAACAACAACAGAAAGUUCAACAACAACAACAGAAAGUCCAACAACAACAACUAUCCCAACAACAACAACAGAAAGUUCAACAACAACAACUACCCCAACAACAACAACAGAAAGUCCAACAACAACAACUACCCCAACAACAACAACAACAACAACAGAAAGUCCAACAACAACAACUAUCCCAACAACAACAACAGAAAGUUCAACAACAACAACUACCCCAACAACAACAACAACAACAGAAAGUCCAACAACAACAACUACCCCAACAACAACAACAACAACAGAAAGUUCAACAACAACAACUACCCCAACAACAACAACAACAACAACAACCCCUUCCACUACCCCCACAACAACCACUACCCCCACAACAACCACUACUUUACCAACAACCACUUCACCCACUACUACUCCAAACUGCUUGACCAAGACUGUCUGUGAUUGGUCAGACUGGAUUGACAAUCACUAUCCUUCAUUUGGACCAGAAGAAGGAGAUUAUGAAACCAUAGAAAAUAUAAGGAAAUCUGGCAUUGAUAUUUGUAGCCAACCGAAGGAAGUAGAAUGCAGAGCCAAAGAAAACAGCCAUGUUCCCUUGUCCGAACUAGGUCAAAAUGUUGAAUGCAAUCCCUCAGUUGGACUGAUAUGCCACAACAAGGAUCAAGGCAUCCCACCAAUAUGCUACAACUACGAGAUCAGAGUCAGAUGUUGUGUUGAUGUAUGUAGCAAUGAGACAACUACCCCAACAACAACAACAACAUCAACAACCCCAACAACAACAUCAACAACUACCCCAACAACAACAACAGAAAGUUCAACAACAACUACCCCAACAACAACUACCCCAACAACAACAUCAACAACUACCCCAACAACAACAACAGAAAGUUCAACAACAACUACCCCAACAACAACUACCCCAACAACAACAUCAACAACUACCCCAACAACAACAACAGAAAGUUCAACAACAACAACAACUACCCCAACAACAACAACUACCCCAACAACAACCAUUACACCAUCAACAACUACCCCAACAACAACCAUUACACCAUCAACAACUACCCCAACAACAACAUCAACAACUACCCCAACAACAACAACAACAACCCCAACAACAACAACAACUACCCCAACAACAACAACAACUACCCCAACAACAACAACUACCCCAACAACAACAACAACUACCCCAACAACAACAGAAAGUCCAACAUCAACAACUACCCCGACAACAACAACAACAACAGAAAGUCCAACAACAACAACUACCCCAACAACAACAACAACAACAGAAAGUCCAACAACAACAACAGAAAGUCCAACAACAACAACAGAAAGUCCAACAACAACAACAGAAAGUCCAACAACAACAACAGAAAGUCCAACAACAACAACAGAAAGCCCAACAACAACAACAGAAAGUCCAACAACAACAACAGAAAGUCCAACAACAACAACAGAAAGCCCAACAACAUCAACAGAAAGUCCAACAACGACAACUAUGUCAACAACUCCAUCCAUAACAACAAAAGUAACAGAGGAAGUUACAACUGGUCCAGAAUCAACAGCAUCUACUACCACUACCACCACAACAACAACUCAGAUGAGGACUACCUCUGAGGAAACAGCCACCACCAAACCAUCUACCAUAACAACAGUCUUCUCUGUAGUCACAUAUCCACCAUACACACCAACAACUCAAAAGCAAAACUCAAAUUUGACAACAACCCCUACCAUUACCCCAACAACAACCCCUAUCAUUACCCCAACAACAACCCCUACCAUUACCCCAACAACAACCCCUAUCAUUACCCCAACAACAACCACUAUCAUUACCCCAACAACAACCCCUAUCAUUACCCCAACAACAACCCCUAUCAUUACCCCAACAACAACCCCUAUCAUUACCCCAACAACAACCACUAUCAUUACCCCAACGACAACCCCUACCACUACCACUACCACUACCACAACCCCUACCCCUACCACUACCACUACCACUACCCCUACCCCUACCACUACCACAACCCCUAUCGAUACCACUACCCCUAGCAUUACCACAACCACUAUCACUACCACUACCACUACCCCUACCACUACCACAACCCCUACCACUACCACUACCACUACCACUACCCCUAUCGAUACCACUACCCCUACCACUACCACAACCUCUACAACUACCACAACCCCUAUCGAUACCACUACCCCUACCACUACCACUACCCCUACCACUACCACUACCCCUACCCCUACCACUACCACAACCCCUAUCGAUACCACUACCCCUAGCAUUACCACUACCCCUAGCAUUACCACUACCACUACCCCUACCACUACCACAACCCCUACCACUACCACUAUCGAUACCACAACACCUACCACUACCCCUAUCGAUACCACAACACCUACCACCUCCACAACCCCUACCACUACCACUACCCCUAGCAUUACCACUACCAUUACCCCAACCCCAACCCCUACCACUACCACUACUCCUACCAUUACCACUACCACUACCCCUAUCGAUACCACUACCCCUAGCAUUACACCAACCCCUACCACUACCACUACCACUACCACUACCACUACCACAACCCCUAUCGAUACCACUACCCCUAGCAUUACCACUACCCCUAGCAUUACCACUACCCCUAGCAUUACCACAACCACUACCACUACCACUACUCCUACCAUUACCACUACCACUACCCCUAUCGAUACCACUACCCCUAGCAUUACCACAACCACUACCACUACCACUACUCCUACCAUUACCACUACCACUACCCCUAUCGAUACCACUACCCCUAGCAUUACCCCAACCCCUACCACUACCACUACCACCUCCACAACCCCUACCACUACCCCUAUCGAUACCACUACCCCUAGCAUUACCACUACCCCUAUCGAUACCACUACCCCUAGCAUUACCCCAACCCCUACCACUACCACUACCACCUCCACAACCCCUACCACUACCCCUAUCGAUACCACUACCCCUAGCAUUACCACUACCCCUAGCAUUACCACUACCCCUAGCAUUACCACUACCCUUAGCAUUACCACUACUCCUACCAUUACCACUACCACAACCCCUAUCGAUACCACUACCCCUAGCAUUACCACUACCCCUAGCAUUACCACUACCCCUAGCAUUACCACUACCCUUAGCAUUACCACUACUCCUACCAUUACCACUACCACAACCCCUAUCGAUACCACUACCCUUAGCAUUACCACUACCCCUACCACUACCACUACCCCUACCACUACCCCUACCACCUCCAUUACCACUACCACUACUCCUACCACAUUAUGUUUUUGCACAUACAAAAAUCUACAUUUCCCUGCUGGUUCCUUGAUAUAUAAUGAGACUGACGGGGCAGGCUGGUGUUUCACCUCCUACUGUAACUCAAGUUGUAUUGUUGAGAAACAAGCCAGACCAUGUCCCUCUACGACCCCAGCUACAGUCAGCACUGUCUCAGCUACAGUCAACACUGUCUCAGCUACAGUCAACACUGUCUCAGCUACAACAGAAGCUACACAUACUACAACAUCUACAUCGUCCUCGACUACACCUUACGUGGACUGUGAAUAUGUCAAUCCACCAAGAAAGGAUGGUGAGACUUGGAAGACAGACAACUGCACUACUCAAACUUGCCACAGGGGUGUAAUUACCACGACGUUUGUGGUCUGUGAGUCUGUAGAAAAGCCUGUGUGUGAAAAUGGAUACCCACCAGUGAAAGUCUAUGACGAAUCAGGUUGCUGCUAUCACUACGAAUGUGAAUGUAUAUGCUAUGGAUGGGGAGACCCUCACUACGUCACAUUUGAUGGCCAAUAUUACAGUUUCCAGGAAAACUGCACCUACGUUUUGAUUAAAGAAAUAGUUCCUCGACAGAACUUCAGUGUCAUCAUCGACAACUACAACUGCGAUCCUUCUGGACAUGCGACCUGCCCUCAGUCUCUGAUUGUCUAUUACAAGUCCUAUACAAUUGUUCUUACGCCGAAGAGAUUAAACGUGACAACAAAUGUGGUUUACAUCAAUGGAAAACAGAUCUUCCCGACCUUUUCUAAUGAAGACCUCAUGAUCACCAGCACUGGAGUAGAGUUACUGUUGAAGAUCCCUGCCAUUAAAGCAACAGUGAUGUUUAAGUCCCUUAUGUUCAGUGUAACCCUGCCAGACUCCCUAUUCCACAGCAACACAGAGGGGCAGUGUGGUACCUGUGACAAUAUCAGGAAAAACGAUUGCAGAUUACCGAAUGGACAGAUUGACCCAUCAUGUCCUGGGAUGGCUCAUGAAUGGAAGAUUCCUGAUGAUAAAAAACCCUACUGUAAACACCAACCUCCUACCCCACCUGCCCCACCCACCCCUACAACCUGCCCGUCAGGAAAGACAUCAAUCUGUGACAUCAUACUUAGCCCGGUCUUUAAGCAAUGCCAUGACGUUAUCCCACCACAACCCUUCUUCGAGGCCUGUAAGUUUGAUGUCUGCCACAUGCCAAAUAUCUCAAUCGGCUGCUCCAGCCUGGAAGCCUACGCCGUGAGGUGUGCAGCAGCUGGAGUCUGUAUCGACUGGAGGAAGUCAACUAAAGGACAAUGUGAACUGACAUGCCCUAAGACCAAAGUGUAUAAAGCAUGUGGCUCUACUGUCCAGCCAACAUGCAAUUCAAGAUACAAUGAAAAAUAUGUGCAGUCAUGUCAGGGAGCACAAAGGAGCCUUGCCGUUGUAUGUGACUCAUUCAUGGAGGGCUGUUUCUGCCCUGAGGGUACCAUCUUGUUCAACACAUUCUCUGACACCUGUGUUCGUGACUGUGGAUGCACAGGACCUGAUGGAAAACCCAAACAGUUUGGUGAGACUUGGUACAGUAACUGCCAGAAGUGCACGUGUAAUGCUGACACACUGAGUGUCCAGUGUGAACCAGUGAAAUGUCCGCCCCAAGAAAUUGUUACCUGUAAGAAGUACGGUGAGGUGUUGGUCAACGAGACGGUGGACUGCUGUCAGAUAAAUACAUGUGUGCCCAAACCUGUUUGUGUCCACAAUAAUACCGAAUACACGCUUGGUGAAAAUGUUCCCAAAGGCACCUGUGAGGAGUGCAAGUGUGGCCCUAAUAAGGAUCCAGUCUCCAAGCUGUAUGUUGUUGAGUGUGCCCAAAUCAACUGUGUCACCACCUGCCCAACGGGUUAUGAGUAUGAAGUCGUACCUGAGAAAUGUUGUGGAGCGUGUGUCCAGAAGGAAUGUGUUGUAGUUCUCCCAGAUGCCACAUCUCACAUCAUUCAGCUUGGGAAGCUUUGGUCGCCCCCUAGUGACCGCUGUGUGAAGUAUGAAUGUACAAAGACAAACAACCAGUUCAUCGUUGUGGAAUCCAAAUUGAAAUGCCCAGUGUUCCGUCCAGAGGACUGCGUCCCUGGAACUGAGAAAACUGAUGCAAAUGGAUGUUGCACAACCUGUGCUUUACGCAGUCACUGUGAUGUGAAGAACACCACCACCUACCUAGAGGUGAAUAACUGCACGUCUACUGUGCCGGUGGAAAUCUCAGCCUGCGGGGGAUCCUGUGGAACAUCUUCUAUGUACUCUGCAGAGAAAAACACCUUGAUGCACUCCUGCUCCUGCUGUCAGGAGAUGUCUACCAGUGAGAGGAAGGUGGAGAUGGUCUGCCAUGACGGGAAGAAGAUCAUACAGUCCUACAUUUACAUUGAUAAGUGCGGCUGCCAUGACUCUGAGUGUGACAAGAAGAACCACUUAGAUUAGGCCUUGAAGAAUUAAGUCUUUUGAAAUGUUCUUAUCUACAUUAACUGCAUGGAAUAUUAAAUAGUUUUAUCUAAAGGGAACCAAUAGGGUCUGUCUCAUUAUCAUAAUGUCUACUUUGAUGAACUGUAUGUCCUUUCUGUCUACACGAUCAUAGACAUUAUGCAAACGUAUUAAACUGAUGAAGAAGCAUGAA
This is a messenger RNA of Salvelinus fontinalis (brook trout), 11644 nucleotides long. Its product is annotated as mucin-2-like. Bases 43 to 11451 code for a protein of 3802 amino acids. The transcript is spliced from 48 exons. NCBI's taxonomy places the organism in Eukaryota, Metazoa, Chordata, Actinopteri, Salmoniformes, Salmonidae. Gene Ontology annotation, cellular component: extracellular matrix. The record is from RefSeq and is a predicted model, not a curated record. Gene Ontology annotation, molecular function: protein binding.